UUUCAGUUUCGUUUCUUGUUCCUGCUUUCCGGAAUGGCGUUUGCUGAUCUGAGAGAAGAGCUGAACUGCUCCCUCUGCCUGGACAUUUACACCCAGCCUGUGAUGCUGCCCUGUGGGCACAACUUCUGCCAGGGUUGCAUUGGGAGGGCACUGGAUGCCCAGGGGGGGUCUGGGGGUUAUUCCUGCCCAGAAUGCCGAGCUGAGUACCAGAAGCGCCCGGCCCUGCCCAGGAACCGGACUCUGGGGAACAUAGCAGAGCGAUUCCAUUCAGCGGAACUGGAGCCGGGGGAGACUGGGAUUCCCUGCACCUACUGUGUCAUCUCCCCUGUACAUGCGGUCAAGUCGUGUCUUCUGUGUGAGACCUCCAUGUGUGGCGUGCAUCUGAAGGUACACAGCGAGUCAGAGGAACACGUCUUAACUGAACCCACUGCUUCCUUUGAAAACAGAAAAUGUUCCACCCAUAAAGAACUACUCAAGUAUUACUGCCCCCAGGAUGGAGCCUGUAUCUGUGUGUCCUGCUGCCUGGCUGGGGAGCACCGGGGCCACAAGGUGGAGCCACUGAGUGAGGCCUCUGAGAAGAAGAAAGAGAAACUGAGGAAAGUUCUGGAGAAACUGAGCCCAGAGAGAGAGGAGACUGAGGGGCAAAUCCAGAGGCUGCAGGAGCGCAGGAAAGAAUUGCAAGAAAAGGCAGCCGGUGUAACAGAGCAGAUUAACGCUCUCUUUAGAGACAUCAGGGAACGACUCAGUCUUCUAGAAGAACAACUUCACAUUCAGCUCUCCAUGCAGAAAGUUAUGGUUUCACUCGAAGUCUGGGAUCUGAUCCGGGAGCUGGAGAUAAAGAAGGACGAGAUGUCCCCGAAGAUCCGGCACAUUGAGGAGCUGUGCAACAUGGCAGAUCCACUCGCUGUCCUACAGGGCAGAGAGGAAGGGGAUACUGAGGGGGCAGAUAAUGAGGGCAGACAGAAUGAUGAUACAAAGGUCCCUGCUGUAGGGGAUGUGGAUGUGGGUUUAAUCUUAGGGACGUUAAGCGCAGGACUACAUAGGUUUCUAAACAGCCUGAGAGUCAAUAGCAAGCUGUGUAGGCAAGAGGCUUCAGGAAUGCAACUCGAUAUAAACACAGCUGGGAAUUAUGUGGCUGUGUCAGGGGAUGGGAAAACUGCAACCUGGACACAAGUAAAUCAGCAUUAUCCCAAAACCCCACAGAGAUUUAUGUUUUCGCAGGUUUUAAGCUCUAUGAGUUUCUGCUCCGGGCAGCAUUACUGGGAGGUGGAAGGAAGUGCAUCGGGAGGAUGGAGGGUCGGGGUGGCCUAUCCAACCAUAGAGAGACAAGGAGAAUGUUCAGUCAGUGGGAGUAAUGCGAAGUCCUGGAGCCUGAGUAUGUAUCAUAGGGAAUAUUCAGUAAGACACGACCGAACAGCGACCAUGUUACCCGGCAAGUUAUCCAGUCAGAGGUUUGGGAUAUUCCUGGACUACGAGGCCGGACGCCUGUCCUUCUAUGAGCUGAGUGAGCCAAUCAGGCACCUACACACCUUCUCCGCCUCCUUCACUGAGCCCCUGUGCGCUUCAUUCUAUGUGUCCAUCAAUUCCUGGGUGAAACUAAGGAACUAAUGAAACUAUUGGCUGAGAGUGUAUUUGUCGGACCAAACACAGCGUGGAGCGAUUUUCUGAACCUGCGGGCUGAAAUGCGUGGUGCCAUAAGGAAAGGGAAUGUGCUACUCUAGGGAAAUGUCGUUCUACAUAAAGUGUGGCCCCUGGCCAGGGUUCUUCUGACACUUUAUGGCAAUGUUAUUAAAGGUAACAAGUAUUGGUCACUGCAUCAUACAGCUGUAAAAAUGAAAGCAACGAUCCUUCAAAAGUUUU
This is a messenger RNA of Xenopus tropicalis (tropical clawed frog), 1860 nucleotides long. RefSeq names its product E3 ubiquitin-protein ligase TRIM39. Lineage: Eukaryota; Metazoa; Chordata; Amphibia; Anura; Pipidae. The transcript is spliced from 2 exons. Gene Ontology annotation, biological process: antiviral innate immune response. Gene Ontology annotation, molecular function: zinc ion binding. The record is from RefSeq and is a predicted model, not a curated record. The coding region runs from base 34 to 1608 and encodes 524 amino acids. Gene Ontology annotation, cellular component: cytoplasm.